AUGGGCGGGCGCCCAGCUCCCCUAAAACGCCGCCUUCUCAGCAGACCCCCAGGAGUCGACCCGACGGGACGCCAGAGCUACCUCAGCGGUGGCCACCCGCUCUCCCAGACACAUUCUUCCCUUCACAAACAGCCCAUGGCGGACCAAGGCUCUGGGGGCAGCCGCCUCCCCCUGGCGCUGCCCCCGGCCUCCCAGGGUUGCUCCUCAGGGGGCGGCGGCUCCUCGGCCGGGAACUCGAGCCAUCCUCCGCCCCCGCGAAACCUCCAAGGCCUGCUGCAGAUGGCUAUCACGGCGGGCUCUCAGGAACCAGAGCCCCCUCCAGAGCCCAUGAGUGAAGAGAGGCGUCAGUGGCUGCAGGAGGCCAUGUCCGCCGCCUUCCGGGGCCAGCGGGAGGAGGUGGAGCAGAUGAAGAACUGCCUCCGAGUGCUGUCCCAGCCUACACCCUCCUUGGCUGGGGAGGCCGAACUGGCCGCUGACCAGCAGGAGCGUGAGGGGGCCCUGGAGCUGCUGGCCGACCUGUGUGAGAACAUGGACAAUGCUGCAGACUUCUGCCAGCUGUCAGGCAUGCACCUGCUGGUGGGCCGGUACCUGGAGGCAGGGCCCGCGGGGCUGCGGUGGCGGGCGGCACAGCUCAUCGGCACCUGCAGCCAGAACGUGGCGGCCAUCCAGGAGCAGGUGCUGGGCCUGGGCGCCCUGCGCAAGUUGCUGCGGCUUCUCGACCGGGACUCCUCCGACUUGGUGCGCGUGAAGGCCCUGUUCGCCAUCUCCUGCCUGGUCCGGGAGCAGGAGGCUGGGCUGCUGCAGUUCCUGCGCCUGGACGGCUUCUCUGUGUUGAUGCGGGCCAUGCAGCAGCAGGUGCAGAAGCUCAAGGUCAAGUCGGCGUUCCUGCUGCAGAACCUGCUGGUGGGCCACCCCGAACACAAAGGGACCCUGUGCUCCAUGGGGAUGGUCCAGCAGCUGGUGGCCCUGAUCCGGACAGAACACAGCCCCUUCCAUGAGCAUGUGCUUGGAGCCCUGUGCAGCCUGGUGACAGACUUCCCCCAGGGCGUGCGGGAGUGCCGGGAGCCCGAGCUGGGCCUGGAGGAGCUGCUCCGUCACCGCGUCCAGCUGCUACAGCAGCACGAGGAGUACCAGGAGGAGCUGGAGUUCUGUGAAAAGCUGCUACAGACCUGUUUCUCCAGUCCGACGGAUGACAGCAUGGAUCGGUGA
Messenger RNA from Puma concolor (puma), 1209 nucleotides. It is a transcript of the gene HSPBP1, whose product is annotated as HSPA (Hsp70) binding protein 1. The record is from RefSeq and is a predicted model, not a curated record. NCBI's taxonomy places the organism in Eukaryota, Metazoa, Chordata, Mammalia, Carnivora, Felidae. Gene Ontology annotation, cellular component: endoplasmic reticulum. Gene Ontology annotation, molecular function: adenyl-nucleotide exchange factor activity.